UCCGCUUGAGGCGGCUUGAAGUGGUUUCGUUUAAACUUUUCUUUCUUUCGCAAUUUUUCGCUAUCUCCAAGUCUCGCCAUGGAUAUCAAAACCCUACUAAACAAUCUUCAUGAAGAGGUCUCCUGUUCUGUGUGUAUGAACACAUUCAAUGAUCCGAAAACGCUGCCAUGUUUACAUGCCUUUUGCCUGCAUUGUUUGAACGAGAUUCUUCGAACGAGUGGCCGCCACGAUAUCAUCGCAUGCCCUGAAUGUCGGAAAGAGAUUCAAGUUCCUAGAAGUGGAAAUCUUGAGGAUCUUCCAACUAACUUUCGCAUCAACAGUCUCCUUGACGUGUUGGCCAUCAAAGAGUGCAGUGUUACUGGAGUUAAGUGUGGAAAUUGCGAAGAGAGCAGCUCCCAAAGCUUUUAUUGCUUCCAAUGUUGUGCUUUCUGGUGCGAGGCUAACUGCAUCAGUCUUCACAAUGGAAUAAAAGCGAAUAAGGAACACUGUGUAUUAGCGCUCAAAGACUUUAAAGACCAAGAUUUUGAAAAUGUUUUGAAGCGACCGGUAUUUUGUCGCAACCGUGGCCACGAGAAUAAGGAAUUGGAGUUUUUCUGCAAAGAUUGCCGUGUUGCAAUUUGCCAUUCGUGUGUUGCCACUUCUCAUGACCGUCACGCUAAGAUGCUAUUGGAAGAAGCUGCAAAUGAACAGAAAUUACAAGCAAUGUCUGCGAUUGAAAAUCGGAAGAAAAUAGCAUUGAAGAAGAGGCGAAAAAUUGCCCAACUUGACUCGGAUUUUGCCAAAAUUCAAGAACAUGUUGCCAGUGUAAAGAAAGGCGUGCAACAGUUUGUCGACAACAUGAUGGCUGUUAUCGAGGCACAAAAGCAAGAAACCUUUGAUGACUUAGACAACAGAGCUGCAGAAUCCAUGCAUCGCCUGAGGAUACAAAGAGGUGAGAUUGAAAAACAAGUGAAAAUAACUGAAACAGGCAUCGAAGCUGCUGAGGCAAUUCUGCAACGGAACAUUAGCGCUGAAAUCAUUCAGUCAAACCAAAUUAUAGAAGAAACAUUUCAGGGUCAAGUUGAGUCAGCUUAUCCUCGCAUUGGCAAUCAAAGCAUUGUAGAUUUUGGAUUUGUGAGAAAUCAACGAUUGUUUGAUCAUGUAUGGACUGACAGAAUUGGCUUUGUGAAAGUUCUACCGACAAGUCCAACUGAGUCGAGCGGCUUCGGAAAAGGAAUCAGUGAACCGAUUAUUGGACUAGAAGCAAACAUAAUGUUGACAACAAGAAAUGCUAAAGGAGAACAAUGUUAUGAAGAACGUGACUAUGUAACAGUGGAGAUCAAAAAUCAAGAAGGCCAUGACUGUGCAACGGAGACUCGAGUCCUGGAUAACAAAGAUGGUAGCUACAAGAUCAGCUAUUUUGCUAAAGAAACCGGAAAAUGCCGUGUGUCUGUGAAGGUCAAUGGAGAGCACAUUCGUGACAGUCCCUUUGCGGCUGAAGUAAAACCCAGACAGUUAAGACCCGUGUUAUCCUUCGGAAAAUAUGGUGCGGCCAAGGAAGAUUUUAGAUAUCCCUGGGGAAUAGUAGUAAACAAACGCGAUGAAAUUGCAGUCGCUAGCAAUGGUAACAACAGGGUCCAGGUAUUCAGUAGUGAUGGAACUUACUUAAGAUCAUUUGGGUCUAAGGGGGAUAAAGAGGGAGAGUCUAACUCGCCUACAGGGAUUGCAAUCGAUAAUGAAAACGGAAUCGUUUUCAUAGCAGAUACAGAGAACCACCGAAUUCAAUUUUUCAGUGGGCAGGGAGAGUUUCUGAACAAUUUUGGUGAAAAGGGAAAUCUUGAUCACCAACUCGAGUUUCCCCACGGGUUAUCUUUCGGUAGUGACGGAAAUUGUAUUGUGGCUGAUACCGGAAAUAAGAAAAUUAAAUUAUUUUCCCGUAGUAUAGGCUCCGAGGGUUCUUUCACAGUACCCAUUCACUGUAUCCAGUAUAAGGAAUAUCUUAUAGCAUCAGACUUUAAUGAACACUGUAUCAAAGUUUUUGACAAAGCUGGACAUUUUCUGUACAAAUUUGGAAAGUAUGGAACAGGGGACGGGGAGUUCAAUGGACCUUACCAUUUGUCAAUUAACAAAGCUGAGCACCUGAUGGUCUGUGAUACAAACAAUCACAGAAUUCAGGUGUUUGAGGUGAAUGGAAAGUUUGUUGGAAAAUUUGGCUCAAAAGGAAAAAAGGUAGGACUAUUUACUGGACCAUUCUCUAUAGCAGUCCUCAGUGAUGGUAGGAUAGUUGUUACUGACUUUCACAAUCAUCGGGUUCAGAUAUUUGAGUAGCCGUAUCCUCUGUUGUCUUAUAAUAGUGUUAUGAUAGUGUUAUAAUAGUAAUAUCAUUAAUCUUUCCGGUUCUUUAAACAUUAUUGACUACAUGUGAAAGCUUCUUGUUACAUUUGUAGGUUGAAACUUGUUUUUUUCACAAUGUUUUACGACCGUUCACUCCAGUUGUAGCCAAGAAGAUUACACGCACAAACGAGUUACAAUAGACAUAGCUCUAUAUCCAGAGAGUUGAGUAUUAAUUUCAUAAAGGUUUGUUAACUAUAUUAGCUUUUUUUCUGAAAGAGAAUUUAGUUCGAUAAUUUGUCAGUUUACAAGACUCGAUUUGGCGAUUCAUUAUGUACUCUUUGAGACUGACUGUUCACCUCUGAGGUAGUAGUUAGUGGUCAGGGAGUGGAUUUUUUCUGAUUUUGUUGUUGUGGUAGUUGUUUUUGGAUUUGAUCAAAUUCAGUGCGAAAAUAUAUCUCUAAUAAGGAGGGAUUUAUUCUAAGAUCACAAACCUACCGUCUAUUGCACCUAUAAACCCAUAAAAAAUUGCAAGUUCAUUUUUUUAGAAGCAGUAGACCGCACUUUCUGUCAUUAACUGGUGAAAUAAAUACUAAUAGAUCACUAAUAUAAUAAAUCACAAGCUGGAGGCGAGUGACAUCAUACAUGGGUCAUUAUGCAGGUAAACCGAUAUAAGGUGCUGUGUCCUUAUUAAAUGGAGCCUGAAUAGGAGACUUAUGAUAUCUGUCUGUGUUUUACCCAAUAUUGAUGGAAUGGCAAAUACUCACCAAAAAGGCACCCAAAUUGUACAUGAUUCUCCUCAUGAAAAACUUCACACGCACAUUGAAAUUGAAUGGAUUUUCUCAACUGGUCUUGGAACAGUUCUCUUUUUAGCUGAGAUUACAAUACUCUGUUGGGUUAAGUUUUACAAUUACAGUAAGCCUGCAGCAGUGGCUGCUUCUGUGGUAUUAGUAGCAGUAUGCAUUGUCUUUGUAUGGUUUGCUGUGCAUUUUUACUGAUCUCUUGUCCAACACAAAUAGAUAUUUUCAGGGAAUUGAAGAACUUUAACAGAUUGCAAACCAACUGUACACAGAUACAAGGACGGCAUCCAUGUCCUAAUCCCGGGGUUUCAGAUAGUUUCCCUUGCGAACUGAAUUCCCAGUUUUCUGGGAAUUCCUAGGAAUUCCUAGGAAUUCUAAAAAAUUCCCAAUUAUGCAAAUGACCCUUGCAAACUGAAUUCCCAGUUUUCUGGGAAUUCCUGGGAAUUCCUAGGAAUUCCUAGGAAUUCUCAAAAAUUCCCAACUAUGCAAAUUAACUCUGAUUUAAAAAGCUUGGAAUUACUGGGAAUUUCUGGGAAGGGAAGACUCUAGUUUUGUGAGGACUUGGAAUCCCUAGGAAUUCCUAGGAAUUCUCAGCUUUACAAACUACCUAUAAUUUAAGAAGUGUGGAACUCUUGGGAAUUUCUGGGAAUUGAAUUUGAGGCAAUUUUAAUACCCUGAGGUCCACAUAAAUUCUAAGAAAUUCUCAAUACCUUGAAUGUGAAGGUUUUAAGAAAAGGAGUAAGGAGGCUUAAAACU
This is a messenger RNA of Pocillopora verrucosa, 3866 nucleotides long. Its product is annotated as E3 ubiquitin-protein ligase TRIM71-like. The record is from RefSeq and is a predicted model, not a curated record. Gene Ontology annotation, molecular function: protein binding; zinc ion binding. NCBI's taxonomy places the organism in Eukaryota, Metazoa, Cnidaria, Anthozoa, Scleractinia, Pocilloporidae.